AUGAGCCACGAGAGUACAGAACUGUUUAUGAUGAUAGAUUCAAUGGGGAAAUCAUUGAACAAUGAGUUAAAAAGAAAAUUUGUUCUUAUUGACAUUGAUAGUUCAGAUGAUGAAUUCGAUUAUGAAUUUAUUAAUCGUUUACGGGGCAAUAGAGUAAAACCUUUUAGAGUGCAAGAUUUUAUCUCUCAGACAAUACCAAAUUUCACACAUAAACAAUUUCAACAGCACUUUAGGUUGUCACCAACCUCAUUUGAAAGAUGUUUACAAAUUUGUGCUCCCCUUCUAAAGAAAACUUGUGUAGAAGGACGCAAAGGUUCUGAUGAGAGGUUACAACUAUUGUCAGUUAUUUGGUUAUUGGCUACACCAGAUAGUUUUCGAUCAGUUUCUGACAGAUUUGAUGUUGGUAAAAGUUCUUUGCAUGAUAGUUUUGUCCGUGUAACUACUGUUUUACAUAGAUUAUCCCCUACAAUUAUUAAUUGGCCCGAAAUUGAACAAAUGAAUCAAAUUCAACUUAAUUUUGGUGUAUGUGAUGAUAAAUUGAGAUUUAUUGAUGCAUUUGCUGGUUAUCCUGGAUCUGUAGGUGAUAGAAGAGUAUUCACUAAUUCUUUAAUUUAUGAACGAAUCUUGCAAAACAAAAAUAGAUAUGUUCCAGGUCAAUAUUUCAUUGCUGCAGAUAAGGCAUAUCCAAUACUCGAAUGGUGCAUUCCACCAUAUAUUGAUAGAGGUACCCUUUCUGAACAAGAAAAGUUUUUUAAUGUUUCAUUGUCACGUGCUAGGCAGUCCAUUGAAAGAUGCUUUGCACUGUUAAAAGGUCGUUUUAGACGCUUGAAGUAUUUAGAUAUGAAAAAAAUAGAACUGAUUCCACAAACUAUAAUUGCUUGUUGUGUCCUGCAUAAUAUUUGUUUGCAGUUUGAUGAUAAUCAAUGGAUGAACAAUUUGAUUUCAGAACAACAACCUAAUAUUGGUGAUGAUAAUAUUACUGCUGAGCAAUUAACUUCUUACAUAGAAAAUACCCAGUCCGGCUGUAUGAAAAGAGACCAAAUUAUGCUUUGGCAAUUAUGGAUAAAAUAUUACCCAUCAAUAACAAUAAACAAAUCCAUGUUAUUUAUGGAGUCUGUCUUUCUUUUUUUUACUUUAGGCAUGACUUUGGUAUCAUCAUUGUCACAAAUUGUUGCAAUUUCUUCUACAAUAAGAUUCCCGGCUAAUGUCACUGAACUGAUAGAGGGUUCAUAUUUGUAA
Messenger RNA from Macrosiphum euphorbiae (potato aphid), 1239 nucleotides. NCBI's taxonomy places the organism in Eukaryota, Metazoa, Arthropoda, Insecta, Hemiptera, Aphididae. The record is from the annotation of a GenBank genome assembly.